Messenger RNA from Sesamum indicum (sesame), 1559 nucleotides. Its product is annotated as gamma conglutin 1-like. NCBI's taxonomy places the organism in Eukaryota, Viridiplantae, Streptophyta, Magnoliopsida, Lamiales, Pedaliaceae. The record is from RefSeq and is a predicted model, not a curated record. Gene Ontology annotation, biological process: proteolysis. Gene Ontology annotation, molecular function: aspartic-type endopeptidase activity.
AUACCAUUCCAUUUGAUACCACCACUCAUCUCAACCUUUGAAUUCAAACAUUUCCCCAAAUGGCUUCAACCUUCAACAUCUUUCUUCCCCUCAUCUUCCAUGCUUUGAUUUGCAUUACAUCUGCAGUCCCUAACGUUCGAGCUCCCUUCAACCCUAAUUCACUCAUCCUGCCGGUGCGCAAAGACCCCGCAACCAACCUCCAUGUGACCAGCCUCCGCAAGAGAACUCCUUCCGUGCUGGUGCCACUUCUUCUUGAUCUAGACAGCCGAUUCUUGUGGGUCACUUGCGACCAAAACUACUCGUCGUCAACCUAUCAUGCUCCCUUCUGCCACUCCACUCAGUGCGACCGGGCAGGCGUGCACUACUGCCAUAAAUGCAGGCUCCCUCCCGCCGGCUGCCAUAACAACACAUGCGGUGUACUCGUCACCAACCCCUUCACUGAAAAGCAAACGAUCAGUGAAGUUGCACUAGAUGUGGUCUCAAUUCAGGCAAUCGAUCAAGCCUCCAAUCGUAGCCAAUGGGUCACCAUUCCUCACUUCCUGUUUGCUUGUGCACCUUCAUCACUUCUGCAAGGACAAUACCCGCAAGCUGUUCAGGGAGUAGCUGGACUUGGUCAUACAGCAGUUGCUUUGCCGAUACAGUUGGCUUCUAAUUUCGGCUUCCGGCCUCAAUUUUCCUUGUGCCUCUCUUCCUCCACGACAGAAGAUGGUGGGGUCUUUUUCGGAAACCUACCGUCCAAAGUACAGCCAAGAACUCUAACUUACACCCCAGUAACCAUCGGUGCGCAAGGAGAGUACUAUAUACUGGUAAAAUCAGUGAGGAUCAACAACCAAACUGUCCCAUUCAAUACUUCUUUGCUCUCAACAACCAGAGGCUUUGAAGGGACACUGAUAAGCACAACUACGCCUUACACAACGCUGGAGCACUCAGUUUUCAAGACCUUCACCAAGUUCUUUGCCGACCAACUAGCGGGAGUGCCGCAAGUGAAAGCAAUACCGCCUUUCGGCCUAUGCUUCAAUGCAAACAUCCUUCCACCAACAAGGGUGGGUACUCCCAACAUUGAUUUUGUCAUGCAGAACAAGAAUGUCACCUGGACAUUUUUGGGAGUGGAUGCGUUGGUGAGAGUAAGACCAAACGUAUCUUGUUUGGCGUUUGUCGAUGGUGGGUCAGAUCCCAGAGCAGCAAUCACCAUUGGUGCAUAUCAGCUGGAGGGUAACUUUGUUCACUUUGAUCUAUUGAGAUCUCGAGUGGGUUUUUAUCCUUCGCGGCUCUCCCAGCUGUUUCGUUGUUCUAGCUUCAACUUCACCGGUGCCAGUCCCGCACUGGAGGUGGACGCGACGGGAGAGUAGAGCUUUUCUGCUGUGCCGGAGUUCGACGUCUACACAUAUAUAUAAAUAUGUAUGUAUGUAUGUGUGUGUACAUACAAGAGUUUAUAUGAACCUUGCUAGCUAGCUUUCCUUGGUGAGUGAUAUGGAGAUAGCUUUACUUGUAAAUUUCAACCACUCAUCAUUUGUAACAUAUAUACUUAUUAGCAUCUAAAUUUAUGGCUCAUAGUUUCA